GAUAUUGAAUGAGUGUUAGUUCAAUACUGAAUUUAUUGCACGAGUUGAAUAAAAUAAUAUUAUGUGAGCCUCUGGCGAGCAUAAUAUUAUUUUAUUCAACGAGUGCAAUAAAUUCAGUAUUGAACUUACACGAAUUUAAUAUUCUAUUUAUCACAUACCCAAAAUAAAGACCAUUUAAAGUGAAAUAAGAGUCAUUUUUCAUUGACGCGCCUAUAGUAUAACGCUAACAUUUAGCGCGUCUUUACACUAUGUUUGUAUUACGCUAAUGACGUCACGUCAAAAUAUAUGCACGGCCGUGCGAUACCAUACCUAUUUACGGAGUCGCAAAAUCGGCACGGGUGUGUGAUAAUGUAUAAUAAUGCACGUUUUUCGUUCAAAUGCUUUGUAAUUGAUCACUCAGGCCUAUCGGCCUUCGUGAUUAUAUAACUACGCAUUUGAACUCAAACUGUGCAUUAUUCUACAACAAUGCACUCAUAAUCUAUUUCCUAAACAAAACACAGUCCGACCUGUCUCACGGUCCGUCCUGUCCGUAAAUUAGUUUUCAGUACGCAUGCGCUAUAAAUUUGGAAAAAUAUCAGUAUGGCGGAAAAAAGUCCUGGGUAAUAUUUUCUCAAAAUUUGAAGAAAUUGCAAUAUUGGUAGUUUAUCAGGAUGGCACAUCAACUUCAGUUAGAGAAGGAAAACUACAGACAGUGGGUAAAGGCUGGUUUAGGACUUGUAUAUUUAAAAGAGGGACUGGUACCAUUUUGUAAUGACAUAGCUGACCAACAACAUAAGGAUAUCUUACAGAACAUUAGGUCUUCAAAAUCAUUACCAUCAACUGCGACAUGUGGCAGCUGUCAAGUUGAUACUCUAAAACCAGACCAUAAGUCAGUAGGGACUGCUGGAAACAAAGUUUGUCCUCUUGGGCAAGUAAGAUGCAGCUGUUGCUUUACUAAGGGCAAAACUGCUUGUCCAAACAAAAUAUGUGGCGCCAUCUAUGACUAUAUUGUGCAACAUCAUGCAUCUUCACCACCUUCACCUAACUGGAAAAACAGCGAUGCUCAAAAGUGGUCGAUAGACCUUUGGAGCAUUUGUCAGUGUUUUAUAAAUGCUCCAGGGUACGAGCAGAAGCAAUCUGCCAGUGAAACUGAUUGUACUGGGUUAUUACAUCUAAUAAUAAAUAACCAGUAUUUUCAUAACCACAUUGCAUGCAAUGUCACAGGAACAAACAACCUGUUUUCAAAGGUGCGUCAGUAUAGGAAUGAUAUUUUUCACUCAAGUAGUAUGGAAUUAAAAGAAAGUGAGGCAAAUUCCUAUAUUGACGAUAUGAUAGGACUUCUACAAGAUGGUAAGGAGCUAUUUCAACGAUCAGAUGCCCAAAUAGCGGUGAAGAAACUUCAGGAUCUGAAGGAGAAAGACUUCAUUAUAACUACUGAAGGGUUUGAAGAAAUUCUGAGACAAAUCAAGGAAGAAAUGGAAAAUGCUCCAACUAAAGAGGAAUAUGAGGACCUCAAAACACAGAUGUCAAAACUAAAAGAGGAGAUAAAUAAACUCAAAGAAAAAGAUUCUCCUCAACAAAAACAGCUAGAAUAUGAAAAAGCUAAAUCAGAAUGGCGGAAAAAUCUGAUAGAACAGUAUCACAAAACCCUGCUGCAGGUUCCUACAAUACCUUUACAACCAAAAAGUAAAAAAUAUAGCUUUAAUGAGAUUUAUAUUAGACCCCAAAUUAUUAGGGAAAUGAAAGGAGAAAAUGAAGAGAUAAAGGACAUUGAGGUUAAAACAAUGUCUGAAAUGUUCACAUAUAAUGGAGUCCCCCAAAAAUCUGUGUAUGUUCUAGGAGAUGCAGGGUCAGGAAAAACUAGUUUUUGUAAAUAUCUGGUCAACUGUUGGUGUUUGGCACAUAGUGAGCAACAAGAAGCCCACAAUGCAAAUGAGGACCAUGGGGUCGGAAAUGAAAAACAUGGAGGUGACAAUGAAGAUCAUGAAGGUUAUAAUGAAGAACAUGUUGGUGAUAAUAAAGAACAUGUUGGUGAUAAUAAAGAACAUGAAGGUGAUAAUGAAGAACAUGAAGGUGAUAAUGAAGAACAUGGGGUAGGUAAUGUAAAGGAAGGUGGCAAUGAAAAUGAACCUGGCAAUAAAAAUGAGGAGCAUGAGGGCGGAAAUGAAAAACAUGGAGGCGGUAAUGAAGAACAUGGAGAUGAUAAUAAGAAACAUGAAAAUGACAAAGAAAGUGAAGAUAGCAGUGGGAAAUAUGGAAAUGACAGUAAAAAUGAAGGUGGCAAUGACAAGCACGAAGGUGAUAAUGAAGAGCAUGAAAAACAUGGAGGUGACAAUGAAAAUGAAGGUGGUGAUGAGAAACAUAAAGAACAUGGAAGUGACAUUGUAAAUGAAGAGGUAAAUGAGGAAUAUGGAGGAGAUAUUGAAAAUGAAAAUAAUAUGGUCGAUGAUAAGAAACAUGGAAAUGAUUGUGAUGACAUUCAGGAUGAAAGUGAUGAUGUAGCAAACUCUGAAUUAUACAGUGAUGACUCUGAUGGUGACUUGACAGACUUUGAAUUCGACAGUGAUGACUUGAGAGACUUUAAAUUCGACAAAGAUGACUCUGAUGGUGACUUGACAGACUCUGAAUAUGACAGUGAUGACUCUGAAUAUGACAGCAAAAGUUAUGAACUUAAAUUCAAUGGUGUAAAAGAGAUGAAAAAAUUUGAUUUUUUAUUUUACAUCCCUCUUAGACAGUAUCAAAACAUUGACACUAUUGAUGAAAUGCUUCAAAAACGUUAUCAAAUGAAAAUGUUAAACACACUUCUUGAAGAAGAAUCCUCUAGGGUUAUGAUUUUGCUUGAUGGCUUAGAUGAAUGGUCCUCUGAAAAUGUCCCAGAACAUAGCAUCUUUAAGGAGUACACAAUAGUAACUACUUCGCGACCAUGGAAAUUUCAUAUGUUAAGAUCAAGUGAUGUGGAGAUUGAACAGUCACUGAAACUGAAUGGGUUUGAUUUUAGUUGUGAAAGGGAACUGGUAUAUAGGACAGUCUCAUUUUUAAAUGUAAGAAGUCAUGCUAAUAAAGAAGCUAGAGAUUGUAGGGAAAAGCUCGAAGAAGAGUCUCUGGAAAGUUUUAAACAGGUACCAAUUAUGCUUCAACAACUGAUAUGUCUAUGGUUUGAUGGUAAACUCGAUAAAACCUCAAGAUGUGCCAUCUACACCGGUAUGUUAGAAUUAUUCUUCACCUGGAAUGACAUGAAAACUACAGGAACAAGUACUCGACUCAUGAAGGGUACCCAGAAAGUAAACCUCCCUCAAUAUUUAGCAGAUAAAACCAAAUUAAGUUUAAACAGACAUUUCAUUUAUGAAGUGUCACAGUUGGCUUUUGAGACCCUUUUUAAUUGUCCUAAGAAUAAGUCCUUGACAUUUGACAUUUGUAUGUUUGAUGAACUAGAAAUAUCAGAUGAAGUAAGAGAAAAUUGCUUGAAACUUGGAAUAAUUACAGAAGAUGAAUGUCCAAAUUUAUCUGUAUCUGAACCACCAAGCUCAUUGUUCUCUUUUAUUCACAAAUCAAUGCAAGAAUUUCUGGCUGCAGUGUAUAUUGGUAUCAAUUUCAAUACAAAAAUUGUUUCAUCAGGUAGUACAGGAAAUGUUGAAUUAGCCAAAAAGUUUAUUAAUGAUGUUUUUCAGAAAUGUUCAACAGUAAAUGACAUUUUAGAGCAGUCAAAUGUUGUCAUUAUGCUAUGCGGUCUAGAACCUAGAUUAGCAACACCUAUUUCAAAAUACAUAUAUGGUACUGUGUCAAAAGACUCUUGUGUACAGGAAUACAGGAGAACAUUUAAUAGUGACACUUAUAUGGUUGAUAGUUGUAUUACUGAUAUUCAAAAGCUAAUGUUUGAGGUAAUAGAAGAAUCAAAUGCAACAUGUAGUGUAGGAAGUAAUCCUGUGUUUUAUAUAGGAGAUUUGACCAUUAAUAUAUUCAAUCAGUAUUGUGAUAUGAUUUGUUCAAGUAUUGAUCAGCAUCAAAUCCUUCCUGACUCUGUUCUGUCUAUUAAUGUACAUGUACAUGACAUCAACACAAAAAAUGUUAGAUUUACAAAAUAUUUACCAAUGUUUCAUCAUCUUGAAAAAAUUGCAAUAACAUUAGAAAUUUUUUCAAGUACACAAAGUGAUGGUACACAGAAUAAUGAACAGACAAUUGAUGAGAUAAACAAUUGUCUUUCUGAGACAAUAAAAGUAAAUUCUUUAACAUUAAAAUCUCUGUCUCUUGACACUGACAUAUAUUACCCAGUGUGUAAAACAGUUGUUAGCAACCUACCUAGUAUGGUCAAUCUUGUAGCAAUAAGUAUGAGUUGUAUAAUAAUGAGUCAUGAUGAUACUACUACAUUCUGUAAUUUUCUUGAGGGAACCACUCAUCUUAAACAAAUACAUCUUGAUAAUGUUUAUUGUGAGUGUAAGAACCAGCAUGAUGUUAAUUUAUCAAAACAUCAACAACUUCAUUACCUUCAUUUGGAAUUUACUGUUAGAGUGAUAGAUGUUGAUGCUACAAACCUUGAAAUAUUUAGAUUUUUUGAGUUGAAAGAUAGUAAUUAUGAGCAAAUAUUUGAUAUAAUUAAAAAAUCUUACAAAUUAAAAGAACUGCUUUUGUUUGGAGAUAAGUUGAGUAAAUCUCAAUUAUAUCAUGCCAAUAUAACAGAGAGACUAGUCAGAGUAUUACCAUUGUUACACAAUCUCAGUAAGCUUGAGUUACAGUGUUGUAGGCUAACUGACAAUAUAAUAGAGUUACCUUCAGAGAUGAAGAGUUUAAAGGACAUUAUGCUUAUUUGUGUAAUAAUGAGUUUGGCAACAUGGCACAAGUUUGUUGAUAGUCUUCCUAGUAUUCCCCAUUCUGUAGAUGUGAGAGUAGGGUUCUGUUAUAUAACAGGAGAUGGUGAGGAGUGUAAUGAUGAUAUGUUAACAUUGAUGACACAAGGACUUACAGGAGGGAAGGGAAAUAAUGCUAUACAGCAUGUAAAAGAUAAGAAUCAGUUAUUUCAUGUUAAACUUUAUGAUGGAAUAUCUUUUAAUUUUUCUACAAAAAUGUGAGAUACAUGUAAUAUACAUGUUAAGCAUGAUGAUUACUUUUGGUUUGAAUUUUCAACAAAAAAGUGAUAAAGUAUACAUGUACAGUACGCUCAGCGCGGCUUUUUCAAAACCCGCGUGACCCCGCGGAUGAGGUUUACCGCGGACGAAAAUGUGCUCAGAUAUUGUCCGCGUGACCCCGCGGACAGAAAAUUUUCACCACCGCGGACAUAAAUCGGCGGCUGAAACCGUUUCCCCCACGGAACGCAGUGGUAAAUUGCGGAGGAACGCGGCGGUCAAACACCGGUCAACGCGGUGGAAACCUUAAAUUUUAAAAAUUAAUUACUGUAUUUAAACAUCAGUAUAACAUCAGUAUACGUACGUACUGUAACAUGUACUGUACAUAUAACUAUAUGUAAAAUUUGUUUGUUUGUUUUCUUUUUUGUUGUAAUAAAAGUACAUGUACAAAUGCAGUGUAUUUCUUGUUCUUCUUCUUGUUAUUGUGUUGGGUAAUGUAUAAUAUGUAUUCGACAUCAAGACAAAUCAUUGUCGUCGCAAUUUCAUGGUAGUGAGAAACUUGAAGUCAAAUAAUGAAAAAUUCGGCAUAUGACAUUUAUGAACAAGCAAUUAUCAUAGUAUUGCAAGCAAUCCAUAAGUCCCCUACCGGUAAGAGCCCAAGCAACAUUCUGAAGGGCCAUUGGCCAUUCACUUAGGUUCCUAUUUUAAGUAAAUUUGUUGAAAAAGUUCUUUAAAAGUGAUCACAGGAAACAGUUUUUAUGUACAGACAGACGGACUGAGGAACACUCUAAAGUUUUUUUU
Messenger RNA from Ruditapes philippinarum (Manila clam), 5837 nucleotides. RefSeq lists its product as uncharacterized. Bases 651 to 5042 code for a protein of 1463 amino acids. Lineage: Eukaryota; Metazoa; Mollusca; Bivalvia; Venerida; Veneridae. Gene Ontology annotation, molecular function: ATP hydrolysis activity. The record is from RefSeq and is a predicted model, not a curated record. The transcript has 6 exons.